Molecule: messenger RNA, 2709 nt
Organism: Sitodiplosis mosellana (orange wheat blossom midge)
Lineage: Eukaryota; Metazoa; Arthropoda; Insecta; Diptera; Cecidomyiidae
Product: ankyrin repeat, PH and SEC7 domain containing protein secG-like
Exons: 11
Coding region: 430-1113 (227 amino acids)
Molecular function (GO): protein binding
Source: RefSeq, a predicted model, not a curated record
AACGGAACACUCAUUUCCCUAUCAUUUUUGACAAGAAAGUGUGGCAAAGUUCAUCUCACGAAUGUAAAACAUUUUCUAUCGAUUCACUUCACUGAUCUAUUUUUCUUUCAAUUUUCAGUCAAUUUUUUCCAAAAAGACGGAAGAGGCCGAACAGCUCUUCAUUAUCCUGCCGAGAAUGGUAAUUUGAGCGAAGUUAAAAUGCUAAUUGCGAGAGGAUAUCAAGUUGAUUCGACAGACAAAGAACAGCGCAAACCUCUUCAUUUGGCUGCAAUGACUGGUCAUAAGGACAUCGUUGAAAAGCUAAUCGAAGGAGCACCCAAUGUUGAUUUUAAAGAUAAAAAUGAUAUGACACCUCUAUAAUAUGGUCACAAGGAUGUCGUUGAAAAGCUCAUCAAAAUUGGAGCUAAAGUUGAUCCCAGAGACAGCCUUAUGUGGACACCUCUUCAUUUAGCUGCUAUAAAUGGACAAAAGGUUGUCGCUCAAAAGCUUAUCAGCAACGGAGUCAAAGUUGAUUUUAAAAACCGUUCUUUUCAAACAGCUCUUCACUUAGCAGCCAAUAUUGGUUUCGGGGAUGUCGUUGAAAUGCUCAUCGCGAAAGGAGCCGAGGUUGAUCCUAAGGACCGUCUUAAGCGGACACCUCUUCAUUUAGCUGCUAUGAAUGGACACAAGGCUAUCGCUCAAAAUCUUAUCAGCAACGGAGCCAAAGUUGAUAUUACAGACGUUUUUAAUCAAACAGCUCUUCACUUAGCAGCACAGAAUGGUCAUGAGGAUGUCGUUGAAAUGCUCAUCGCGAAAGGAGCCGAGGUUGAUCCUAAGGACUGUCAUAAGCGGUCACCUCUUCACGAGGCUGCUGCAUACGGCAAAUUACAGAUCGUUCAAAUGCUCAUCGCGAAAGGAGCCGAGGUUGAUCCUAAGGACUUUCAUGAGCGGACACCUCUUCACGAGGCUGCUGCAUAUGGCAAAUUACAGAUCGUUCAAAUGCUUGUCGCCAAUGGAGCCAGUCUUACUUCUACAGAUUAUCAAAAUCAGACACCUUAUCAGAUUGCUAUAUAUAAUAAUAAAAUGUUGGUCGCUGGCUAUCUUAAGGAGGUUGAAGAAAAAAGACGCAAUUGAAAAAUCAUAUGUUUUCCUUUGAGUUCCGUAUUCGAAUGUCAUGUAGAAUAUUAAUUUCAAUAUAUUUUUUUCAAACUUUAACCAUAUCAAUAUUGCUGCUUUGUACGACUAUAUCGGUUAUGAUGUGAAAAGUUGAUAAAUCUAAUACUAAGCAAAAAGCUUUAAACUUUUGAAUACACUCAUAAUUUCAAGGAAAACCUGAACUGUUUAAUAUAUAAAAAAAAAUUGCAUUCGUAAUCCCAAACUUGUCGUAUUGUGGUCCGUACUUUUGCUUUUUGUGUGCUAUGUAUUUCGGAUUUGUGUGCUUAAAAUUGAAUGUGUUUUCGUAUGUUAACGUUCCGCUUCACUCAGCACCAGACGUAGACAGUACAAAACUGCUUUCAUUUGUGUAGAGUGCGCAUUUUGAGAAUCCAAAAUAAAUCUUAUUUCAAACAAAAAGAAACGCGAUGAAAACAUCGACAGAAUAGAAAAGGUAAAUGUUUCAAUAGUAUUUCUUGAAAAUAAACUGAAAAACACCUUUCGAAUCCGAUUACAAUAUUUUAUUUUGCAGAUCAAAAAAUUCAAUCUGGAAUAGGCGUUGUUCGUCAAAGUGCUUUCCUACGCCGAGAAUGUAAACGAAAUCGUUGAUGAGACCACGAAAUUAUUGAUCGAAAUGAUUUCGGCUGUGGAUAAUUUGGGACAACAAGCCUCUGUGAACAGAUUGAUAGAAUAACCAUUGCAGGAACAAAUUCCAUUGACUUUGGAGGAUUUUGAAUUACACAAGCAAAAGAAAAGUCACAAAUUGAAAGAAUUGCCAGCGACAUUGAUGGAUGAAAAAUCAAAAUAUCGUGUCUCGCAUCUACAAAUUGUCUUUGAAAAUUCCGAGGAUUAAAGCAACAUUCGAAACAAAGAAACAUCGCCGAUUCUUAAUGCAUCCCAUCGGCCAGUAUGCAAAUAUUUCAAAUUACAAUUCGGCUUGCAAGAAGCAGGCACCAGAAGCUUUUGAACUAAAUGGAAUGGCCAUAUGCACCCAAACCGAUUUGUUCAUGAUUCAUGAAAUAUUUCCAGCAUUCUUGCGCUGCGAAUGUUUUUUCGGUCUAUUGCAAUGGACAAAUCAUUUAUACAGUAAUUCGGCCAAUCAUAAGAGGCGAUCUUUUGUAAGUAUCUCUUUUCAGAUUUUGGUCGGAGCCAAAAGAAGUGCAUCAAGAAAAUGCUUCAAAUGCAUGUGCUCACGUUGCGUCGGUCGCGAUAUGCCAUUGGAAUAACGAACGCAAUUAAACUUUGAUCUCAACUUUAUGACACGUUGUCUCGAAUAUGUCUUCUUUUAAGAGAGCAACUCUUUAUGAUGAACAAUUACAUGGAUUGGCCAAAAAAUGUAUUGUAUUUUUGCAAAAAUAUGGCCAUGGGAUUUGGUGUGAUGAAAUUGACGACAUUGUCUCCAUAUACAUUUGGCUUUUACAGCUUUGAUUGAAUUAAUUAUGAUGUUCUCAUUUAGAAAUCGCAUAAACAAGUCUUGAAUCGAGGCCUAAUCAUAGAAACUAUGUAUACAUCUCUGACGAAUUCAUCUCUAAUUAAUCUCACUUUGAAUGUUUGUCAUAAGCUACAUUACCCCAAAUU